This is a messenger RNA of Panicum virgatum (switchgrass), 2415 nucleotides long. RefSeq lists its product as uncharacterized. Lineage: Eukaryota; Viridiplantae; Streptophyta; Magnoliopsida; Poales; Poaceae. The transcript has 5 exons. Gene Ontology annotation, molecular function: nucleic acid binding. The coding region runs from base 1 to 2415 and encodes 804 amino acids. The record is from RefSeq and is a predicted model, not a curated record. Gene Ontology annotation, biological process: DNA integration.
AUGAGCAUCUCCUCCUCCUCCGGCGCCAAAUCGGACGACUCCGCGCCUGUGCUCCCUACCGCACCAACACAGGCCAUCGUCGUCCACCCCUACACCACCGUCAAUGUCAAGGCUCACGUUCCCGUGACCCUAGACAUGAAGAGUGGCAACUACUCCAAGUGGGCGUCGUUCUUCACGGCGUUGUGCGGCAAGUUCAGCCUCCGCCGCCACAUCAACGGCACUGCAGCGCAGCCCGACAACCCAGAUUGGGACAUCGCGGAGUGCUGCGUGCGCAGCUGGAUCUUCGGCACCAUCGACAACUCCGUCCUCGACCUCGCCAUCACCGACGAGAACCAGACCGUGCGCCAACUCUGGGUCGCGAUCGAGGCCCUGUUCCGCACCAACACAGCCUCCCGCGCUGUCUUCCUGCUCGAGGAGUUCCACACCCUCAAGCAGGGCGACUCCACCAUCGACGAGUACUGCCAGCGCCUCAAGUCGAAGGCUGCUGCCCUUCAACAGGUCGGCAACCCCAUCACCGACUCCCAGCUCGUCCUCAGCCUUCUGCGCAGCCUCAACCCUCGCUUCAACUCCACCGCCGACGACAUCGCCAACGCAACGGUUCUUCCGCCCUUCACGCAUGCCCACGAGCUGCUCUCCCUCAAAGAGCUGCGCCUCGCCAACAACGCGAAGAACACGGCGGCCACUGCCCUCGUCGCCUCCACCACCGCCUGCUGUACCAGCCCCUCUUGCCGCUCCUCCUUCGCGGGGGUCGCUACGGGCGGUAGCAGCAAGGGCGAGGACAGCGGAGGCAGCGGCGCGCCCAAGCAGAAGGGCGGCAAAGGCGGUGGCAAGGGUCGCCGAUCUGGUGGCCAAGGAGGCAAGGGCACCGGCGGCCCGCAGACCGGCGUCCUGCAGGGCGCCCCACAGGGGGGACAAUACCGUCCGAUGGGACCCUGGGUCUGCUUCAACCCGUACGCCCCCCAGGGUCCCACGGGUCAGCAAGCCGGCGGCUCCUGGCAAGGCGGCCUGGGCGGGUGGUCCAGCGGCCACGGCGGGUGGCAGGGCGGGCGCACGCCCGGCCUCCUUGGCGCCAACCCCCAAGCGCACACCGCGUUCGCCCCGGCGCAAGUCUCCACCCCUCAUAUGUGGGAUCAGGCCGGCCUCAUUGCCGCCCUGAACCAGAUGGUGCUCCAGAACUCCAACUCCUGGGUCAUGGACUCUGGCGCGACCUCCCACAUGCACUCGUCGGAUGGUAUACUUCUUUCCCGCCACCCCCCUCCCAUCCUUUCAUCACCGUGGGCAAUGUGCGCAACUUACUUUCAGUUCACCAAAGACAACAAUUGCACUAUUGAAUUUGACGCCCUUGGUUUUUCUGUUAAGGAUAUCCCGACCAAUCGCGUGAUUCUUCGCUGCAAUAGCUCCGACGGCCUGUACACCAUCCCCGCCAGCCCUGCAGCUCCACACGCCAGUCUCGCCAUCUCCACCAAUCUCUGGCAUCAGCGUCUUGGUCAUCCUGGGGUCGCCACCAUAGAGUUGCUUAGAAAUAAUGCUUUCAUCCAGUCGAGUAUUUCGGGUGCUCAGUAUUACCUCGUCGUUCUUGAUGAUUUUACUCAUUUUUGCUGGACUUUUCCUCUUGUUCACAAGUCCGAGGUUGCUGGUCAUCUAACCAACUUCUGCAGCUUUGCCCAGACACAGUUCGGCCUUCCCGUUAGAGCUGUUCAGGCUGAUAACGGCAUUGAGUUUGUUAACAAUGCUCUCGCCACCUUCUUUGCAUCCUGCGGCAUUCACUUAUGUCUCUCGUGCCCUUACACCUCCCAGCAGAAUGGCAAAGCCGAGCGCGUUCUUCGAACCCUCAACAAUAGCAUUCGCACCCUGCUCAUUCAUGCUAGCAUGCCGCCCAAGUAUUGGGCCGAGGCCCUCGCUACGGCGACCUACCUCCUAAACCGGCGCCCCUCCUCUGCUGUUCAGAACAGUGUUCCCUAUGAGCUGCUACACCCUUGUGUCUUCCUCGGUUAUCCGUCCUCCCACAAGGGGUACCGCUGUCUCGACCUCGCCACUACUCGGCGGAUCGUCAUCUCUCGCCAUGUCACGCCGCACCAGUGCCUCGCACUGCAGCAGCGGCCCCUACUGCGGUCGCUCCGUCGCUUGUCGACGUCGAGCAGCCGCGCCCCUGUGCUCACCUGGAGGAGCUCUUCGAGGACCCUGCUGUCCUCCAGGUUGGGCCCGUUGUCGGCCACGUGCCGGCCCCAGCUCCGGCCGGCCCUCCCCCAGCUCCGGUUGCCCCUCCUCCACUCCGGGUGUACACUCGGCGUCGGGCACCGAGGGUUCCUGCAGCUGCACCGGCACCUGCACCCGCUGCUAUUGGACCAGCUGCGCCUCCUGUGGCGGCCCCUCCACCGCCUCCUCCACCGCUGGCUUCAGUCAGCCGGCCUGUGA